AUGGGUAGCAGAGGAAGGGACAGUGUUGAGGCCGUGUUCGACACAGGAGAGGUUGGGGGACCACUGGCUGGGAUCUUUCUGACAGAGGAUCCUCAGCCUGGCCUCAACCUCCUGGUUUGCCUUCUCCGUCUGGCCAUCAGUCUGGGGAUGAAAGCCAGAGGAGAGGCUAAUGGAGACCCCCAGGAGGUCACAAAAUUCUCUCUAGAACUUGGAGACAAACUGAGGUCCUCUGUCGGAAACAAUAUCUGUGGGCAGACUGUGCAGGGAAAAGUGGCCCAGACAGCUUGCAUGUCAGCUUGUAAGCAUCUGUCCACGUCACUGAUGCAGAUGCUGCUGGACACAGAACUUAAGCAGAUCAGUAUGGGGGCCAUUCAGCAAUUCAACUUAGAUGUUAUACAGUGUGAAUUGUUUGCCAGCUCAGAGCCAGUCCCUGGCUUCCAAGGAGACACACUCCAACUGGCAUUCAUUGACUUACGACAGCUCCUGGACCUGUUCAUGGUGUGGGACUGGUCUACUUACCUGGCAGACUAUGGCCAGCCAAACUCAAAGUACCUGAGAGUGAACCCAGCCACUGCUCUGGCUCUACUUGAGAAGUAA
Molecule: messenger RNA, 597 nt
Organism: Nematolebias whitei (Rio pearlfish)
Lineage: Eukaryota; Metazoa; Chordata; Actinopteri; Cyprinodontiformes; Rivulidae
Product: exocyst complex component 6-like
Exons: 4
Coding region: 1-597 (198 amino acids)
Biological process (GO): exocytosis; intracellular protein transport; Golgi to plasma membrane transport
Cellular component (GO): membrane; exocyst
Source: RefSeq, a predicted model, not a curated record